This is a messenger RNA of Castor canadensis (American beaver), 1722 nucleotides long. Its product is annotated as napsin-A-like. Gene Ontology annotation, molecular function: aspartic-type endopeptidase activity. Gene Ontology annotation, cellular component: lysosome. The record is from RefSeq and is a predicted model, not a curated record. Gene Ontology annotation, biological process: proteolysis. NCBI's taxonomy places the organism in Eukaryota, Metazoa, Chordata, Mammalia, Rodentia, Castoridae.
AUGUCGCCCUUGCCACUGCUGUGCCUGCUACUGCUGACACUGUGGAGUACAGAUCCCGUGCAGACCAAGCUGAUCCGGGUCCCCCUUCGCCGAGUGCACCCUAGACACAGGACCCUGAACCCACUGAGGGCAUGGGGACGGCCAGCACAGCCCCCUAGGCUGGGGAGCCUAACCCCGGGGAACAAGACCGGCUUUGUGCCUCUGUCCAACUACAUGAAUGCCCAGUAUUUUGGGGAAAUCGGGCUGGGAACACCUCCACAAAACUUCUCUGUUGUCUUUGACACCGGAUCCUCCAAUCUCUGGGUCCCUUCCACAAGAUGCUCCUACCUCAGUCUGCCCUGCUGGCUCCACCGCCGAUUUGAUGCCAAGGCCUCCAGCUCCUUCAAGCCCAAUGGAACCAAGUUUGCCAUUCAGUAUGGAACUGGACAGCUGGAAGGAAUCCUGAGUGAGGACAAGCUGACUAUUGGGGCAAUCACAGGUGCAAGGGUGACUUUUGGGGAAGCUCUGUGGGAGCCCAGCUUGGUCUUCGAUUUUGGCCACUUUGAUGGAAUAUUGGGCCUCGGUUUCCCCAUUCUGGCCGUGGAAGGAGUUAAGCCGCCGCUGGAUGCACUGGUGGAGCAGGGGCUGCUGGAAAAGCCCGUCUUCUCCAUUUACCUCAACAGGGAUCCUGAAGGGGCUGAAGGAGGAGAGCUGGUCCUGGGGGGCUCAGACCCUGCCCACUACAUCCCACCCCUCACCUUCAUGCCAGUCACUAUCCCCGCCUACUGGCAGAUCCACAUGGAGCGUGUGAAGGUGGGCACAGGGCUGACUCUCUGUGCCCAGGGAUGUGCUGUCAUCCUGGACACAGGCACGUCCCUCAUCACAGGACCCACUGAGGAGAUCAAGGCCUUGCAUGCAGCCAUUGGGGGUUUCCCCUUGCUGUUUGGGGAGUACCUCAUUCACUGCUCCAAGUUACCAACACUUCCCCCGGUCUCCAUCCUCCUUGAGGGAGUCUGGUUUAACCUCACGGCCCAAGACUAUGUCAUCCAGAUUUCCCAGGGUGGCUUCCGCCUCUGCUUAUCAGGCUUCCAGGCCUUGGACCUGCCUCCUCCUGCAGGACCCCUCUGGAUCCUCGGCGACGUCUUCUUGGGGACCUAUGUGGCUGUCUUUGACCGCGGGGACACCAGCACUGGCGCCCGCGUGGGCCUGGCACGCGCGCGUUCUCGGGGCGCGGGGCGUGGUGGGCGAGGGGCCGCGCAAGGUGGUCGCCCAGGCGUCUUCACCGCAGAGCGUCUCGGAAGUUGUAGUCCAUACGCAGUUUACGCCCUGGCGGGGCGGGAGCAGCCACAACAAGCGUGGGAGGCGACAGGUUGCUACGACAGCGACAGGCGGAGCUUGAAGCCCGCGGGUUGGGGGGAGCGGUACUGCCCCUCCUCCGGCGGUGAUGUCACUCACCCCUUCGCAGCCUCUGGGUGCCCAGAGCUGCUGAGCCUGGGUUACCCCUCCCCCCAUCGUCAGUCCGGGAUCCCCCCCACUCCCGCCUCGCCUCGACUUGGAGCGCCUCCUCCCUCCGCAGCCCCCACAGCCCCCGCCGCCGCAGCCGCCGCAGCCGCCGCUGGUCCCGCCCCUGCCCUGCAUCUGCGCAGUGUUUCCCAGCGCCUAGGACCGCCCACGGGCCGGGACCCGCCCGCUUGGAGGCGGUCCACCUGGUUCUGGCCCCGCCCCCAGCUUUCCACCACCUAA